This is a messenger RNA of Diaporthe batatas, 1764 nucleotides long. RefSeq lists its product as uncharacterized. Lineage: Eukaryota; Fungi; Ascomycota; Sordariomycetes; Diaporthales; Diaporthaceae. Gene Ontology annotation, molecular function: oxidoreductase activity, acting on CH-OH group of donors; flavin adenine dinucleotide binding. The transcript is spliced from 5 exons. The record is from RefSeq and is a predicted model, not a curated record. The coding region runs from base 1 to 1764 and encodes 587 amino acids.
AUGCCUCUGUACACAAAGCUGCUCAAUGACGCUUCCGAAUUCGAUUUCGUUAUUGCCGGUGGCGGUACGGCUGGCUGCAUCGUGGCCGCACGGUUAGCCGAUGCGAGCCCAGAGCUGUCAAUCCUGGUCGUCGAGUCCGGCCCAAACAACCGCAAUGAUCCGGAUAUCGUGCACCCUCCGUUUUUCCACUCUAAUCUCAAACCAUGCAAGCACAAACUCCUUUAUUACGAGGGGAAAACGUCAUCGCAUUUGGCAGGAAGGAAUCCCAUCGUGUCCACCGGUGGCCUGCUUGGCGGCGGCUCUUCGGUCAACGCCAUGAUGUAUACCCGCGCCCAGGGCUGCGACUUCGAUUCUUGGAACACGCCUGGCUGGUCAGCAGACGAUUUGUUGCCGUUUCUGAAGAAGCUCGAGACAUAUCAUGGCCCUGGAGCCAGUCAGCAUCAUGGAUACGACGGGCCUGUGAACGUAGCUGAUGGCACCUACCGUUGCAAAAGAUUCGAAGACGACAUUCUAGCAGCGGCCGAAAAAGUCGGCUAUCCCGAGUUGACAGAUCUUCAGGACCUGAACUCUAACAAUGGCUUCAGUCGCUGGCUGCGCUACGUGAGUCCAGACGGCAGGCGACAGGACACUGCUCACACAUACCUGCACCCGAAGCUCGAGGGCGGGAAGCACCCAAACCUACACGUUCUUGUUGAGUCGCAGGUCCUGCGCGUCCUUUUCGAAGAUAACACAGCCGUCGGCAUCGAAUACCGGCCCAACCCCGACUUUCAAGCCAUGAUGCCUCUAACGAUGACGCCCGUUCGGACAGUCAGGGCACGGCGGAUGGUGAUUGUGUCAUGCGGCGCUCUCGCGACGCCGCUGCUCCUCGAGCGUUCCGGGGUGGGCGAUGCGCGCAUCCUACAGCGCGCCGGGGUGCCAGUGGUGGCGGACCUUCCCGGGGUCGGCCACGACUACCAGGACCAUCAUCUUGUGUACUACCCGUACAAGACCGACCUAGAGCCUGAAGAGACGCUCGAUGGACUUCUGGCAGGGCGCGAGGACCCUCAGACGCUGAUCGAUAACAAAUCGAUGAAGAUGGGGUGGAACGGCACGGACAUUGGCUCCAAGCUGCGCCCUACGGAGGCUGAUGUUACCGCCAUGGGCCCGGCCUUUCGCGAAGCCUGGGACCGAGACUUCAAGAGCGUUCCGAGCAAGCCUCUGAUGCUCACGGCUGCUUUCUCAUAUCCAUACUCACGUGGCCACAUCCACAUCACCGGACCAAGCAUCACCGACCCAAUCGACUUCGACGCCGGCAUUCUUUCAGACAAGAGUGAUAUCGACUUGAAGAAGCACGUUUGGGCAUACAAGAAACAGCGCGAGAUCAUGCGCCGCACGAAGAUGUACCGGGGCGAGAUCGCGUCCGGCCACCCACGGUUCGCAUCUGACUCUGAAGCUGCGUGUGACGAAGACGGCAGCGGCGGGGUUGGCCAUGACGGAGCAGGUGAUAGCAGAUACACGCCCGAGGACGAUGCGGCCAUCGAGGCCUGGGUACGUGAGAACGUGGCGACUACCUGGCACUCGCUGGGGACUGCCAAAAUGGCGCCGGUCGGUCGUCUUGGAGUCGUUGACGAGGCUCUUGGAGUACAUGGCCUUCGAGGCCUGAAGUUGGCUGAUCUGAGUAUAGUUCCCGAGAAUGUCGGCGCGAACACGGCGAACACCGCAAUGGUCAUUGGCGAGAAGGCAGCGGACAUUGUUAUAAGAGAAUUGGGUCUCGCACAUGCUUGA